GGGGCUGCUUGGAGAGCAGGAGGAGGAGAGGAGCACAGGGCGUACUGUAUGUAACUCUUUUUUAAUCUUUCCUCUCUAUUUCGUUCUCAUUCCCAUUAGUUUUCAAUGUGAUAUUGAUUUGGCUCUCUGGGGGGCUCCGGGUGACACUGACUUGACGAGGAGGCCGACAGCAUCGCGUGAUUGGCAGGUGACGUGAUUGACGUCCACAAGGUGGCACAGGGAAGACGAGUGAAGAGGCAAGUGUGAAGGAACACUAGCAUGGCUCUGGAGAGCUUUCCUGAACUCCUGCAGAAACUGCGGGAAGUGCAUGAACACGAGUUAGAGGGAUGGCAAGAGAAAGUACUGGAGCUGACAAAUAAAAAGAAUAUCGAUGCAAAGCGCAUGGAAGAACUUUACAACAGGAACCAGCAGAUGAAAGAACAGCAUCGGAUUCUUACUGAGAACAUCAAACAGCUGGAGAACAGGUUGCGGGCCGGGUUGUGUGACAGGUGUACAGUCACUCAGGAUGUGGCUAAAAAAAGGCAACAGGAGUAUGAAAACUCCCAGCUCCAGAGUCUGCAGCACAUCUCUCUAAUGGUGAGUGAGAUGAAUGCACUAAAGAAAGAAAACAACAGACUAAGAGAGGAGCUGAAGGGCUUGAGGGAUCCAUCAAAUCAGCAGAACGGUCAUUCAGAAGAUGCAAUCACCCCAGAGGUCAAGGUGUCACCGGACUCGGCCGUGGCUGCUGUGACUUUACUGGCCUCAGGGCUGAAGUCCAGCCAGACUCCACCAGGGGACGCCACUGUGCCUGCAGCAUCUGUCAAACACAGCCCAACACACAGCCUGGAAAAAGCUUCUGAACACAAACUUAUGCAAAGCUGGGGCAGGGUGUUUUCAUUUGAGUCGAAUAAGCCCGUGUUGCCCAUCUCAAGAUGGGGCACAGACCACGGUGCUGAAAAAAGACCUUCCAGCGUGGACUCGGUUGAGCACAGACAGUCCCCUUUGUCUCCUUCUCUUCCAUCCCCUCUUAGACUACUGAAGAACAAUCCUAUUUUUUCUUCUGUUGGCUCUGAGGAACGUAGCAGCCGGCAACAAAUCCACACCCCCGUCCCCUUUCGACCACUUCCGAUCAAGACCGGUCGCUUGUCUAUCCCGUGGUCGCUCUCAGAAUCUACUGACUGGGUAACGGUAGCGGCUGGCGGCUCUGGUGUUGGUAGCGGGAUAGCCGUUCACCCAAGCCAGACCCCAAUUCCCAGCUCAAACAUACUGCGUUUCCCUAAACUGGUCCCACCAAGCAGUGGCCACCAGUCUCGCACACAUGGCCCAACACCUAGCGGUCUGAGGCCCUGGUCCCGCAGAAACCUGUCAGAGCAUGCAGAGAGUAGAGAAAAUAGAGUGACAGAAGCUGUUACAGCGCCGCCCCAGUGGAAGCCUUCAGCAGUGCAGCCAGAGAGGGUUUUUGGAGAGAAUCUGAGAGAGGAUGAAGAGGAAGCACCGUUAGACCUGUCUGAGUCGGGCCGUUCAAAAAGCAAAGAGAAAGAGAAAACACACUUACAGAGUUAUGUAUCUUCGUCUUCAUCUUCCUCACCACCUGCUACACUUUCAUCGUCAUCUCAAAGCCCAUCAAGCUCUCAAAGUGACCAGCAAACACCAGACAAUAAUACACAGGAGGAAGCACAGGAAACACAUCAGGAACUGGAAGAGGUAAAGGAAGGUGAAACAUCUCCAGCAGCUGAAACGUCUGUCAGCUCAGAGAAGAAGAAAAUCCCACCGCUAACCAUUUCCCUGCAACCAGUUGUGGUAAUGGAGACGCUUAAAUCAGGAGUACAGUUGUCUGAUCAUGGCAGCAGACCAAUGGAGCAAGAGGAGAAAGAGAACAAAAACCUUGAAACAAGCAGAAAAAGACUUGGGCAGGAUACUGAUGCUUUUUCCCAGUGCUCAGUAAAGGAGAAGAAAAUUCGUCUGAACCGGGGAAAAAAUGUAGACUCGGAGCAAGGAUGAAGGCAAUGGAUUCAGCUAUGAUCUAGUUGCUGUGGUUAUGCACACACCCAUUUUUCCUUCCACCCUUCGCUGCCAGUUUCCAAGUUCCAAUCUCUGGUGUUCGCUUUAGUUUUCCAGAAAAACCAACACUAGACUUCAGCUUCAUCUCUGUCAACAUAAUUCUCAUGUAUCAAAGAGAGAAUACAUAAUGCAGUCCAGACUGGAAUUAAAUAAGAUUUAUUAGUAGCAUGUGCAGCUAUAUCGUUAUACUGUACAUGGGUAAAUUUGUGCUGGAUGAAUUGGUUACUUCAUUGAUUAUGAAUGAAGUAUUAAAUCCACUGGAUAAUCCACUGGUGGUGGUUGAGAAGAGACCAUAAUCCCUCCCCAACCCCCUCCCAACACACAUGAUUGUAAAGCACUUUGAGUAUACAGCAAUACACAAUAAAGCGCUAUAUAAAUGCAUCAUUCAUUCAUUGAGUCAAUUUCCCAGCAAUCUUUAGCUGUAGCAAAAACAGGAAGUUUUAACUGUUAAUAAACUUAUCAGCUAGAUAUGUUUUAAUUUCCUCUGUUUCACUUUCUUUUGUAACAUCACAGGUUAUUAAUAAGCACAUAUAGCAUGAGUACAUAUAAUUGCUUGCUGUCUUGUGUUGUGAACAUUGUCAUGUCGGCUCUCAGUUUACUGUAUGUUCAUUCUCUCUAUCAUGUAAAAGGGGUCGCAUCUCGUCUAGUUUUGUCUCUGUCUGAGCACUACAGCCUGCUUCUUGCAGAUGUGAAGAAAAAAGAAAAACCAUCAGCUUCCCCUUUUGGUUUUUUUGAGAUGUCAAGCAUAUAUUUUGUAAUAGUGAAUUUUCCACUUGCAGCUGCAAAAGGAGGAAGGGUAAAACUUUGAUGAAAAAGGUAUACUUUUUGGAACUUUCUGUGCCGUCGUUUCAAAUUAGCUGUAAACCUUUCCUUUGCACUAUUUUUAGAUGGUUUUAAGUGAUCAUUUGGAGAUUAUCUAAUACUAAAAUACUCUGUAUCGUUAGUUCCUCAACUACAAAUAUCGAAUUACAUUCAAUUAUAAGAGCCUUGCAUAAACUGAUGGCUGUGGUCAAACUUUGUGAACGAUCACCCGUAGUGGUUUAGGAUGUGGGAAACACCUGCGUUGUUGCAGGAAGAGCGUAAAUCAUUUUCGUAAAUCAAGUGUCGUUGGAACAAUUCAGAAUUUUCUCUUGAAUAUGCCAAUCACCAUAACACUCGACCUGCUUAAUUUUGUAUACUGAACAAAGGUGUAUGAGUUUAAAGUACAAAGGUAGAAAUCUUAAUUAAAACCCUUGCAUCAA
Molecule: messenger RNA, 3281 nt
Organism: Carassius carassius (crucian carp)
Lineage: Eukaryota; Metazoa; Chordata; Actinopteri; Cypriniformes; Cyprinidae
Product: RBBP8 N-terminal-like protein
Exons: 15
Coding region: 259-1980 (573 amino acids)
Biological process (GO): DNA double-strand break processing involved in repair via single-strand annealing; double-strand break repair via homologous recombination
Cellular component (GO): site of double-strand break
Molecular function (GO): double-stranded DNA binding; single-stranded DNA binding; flap-structured DNA binding
Source: RefSeq, a predicted model, not a curated record